GAUUUAUUUUGUGUUUCCAGUGCUCUCUGUUUAUGACAAUAUGAACAGCUGAAAAGGGGGGCAGCACAUCGUUGCUAAUGGGAUCUCCAUGGUGCAGAACUGUUCUUCAGGGUCCUGCAGUCUGCCUUAUACAAGGAUUUUAUACAUUGGAAGAUUGGAGCUGUCUGUAUUUCCCAUGCCUGUGCAAUCCUAGCAGCUGAGCUUGUCGCCAGCAGUCUCUGUUGAUGACAGUAAUUCAUAACGCCAUGGGGAGCACAUUCGCUCUAUUUCUAGCUGCUGCUGCUGUUUUCUUUUUCUUUAAAGGUUGCAGUUGUUCAGAAGCGGAGCACAGACUGUUUGCAGCCUUGUUUGCUAACUACAGUCAGUUUAUCAGACCAGUGGAAAAUGUGUCAGACCCUGCCAUCAUUCAGUUUGAGGUAUCCAUGUCACAGCUGGUGAAGGUGGAUGAAGUGAACCAGAUAAUGGAGACCAAGUUGUGGCUGAAACAUAUCUGGAACGAUUACAAACUUAAGUGGAAUCCAGAGGAAUAUGGAGGUGUUGAGUUUAUUCGAGUUCCAGCUGAUAGGAUCUGGAAGCCAGACAUUGUCUUAUAUAACAAUGCAGUUGGGAACUUCCAAGUUGAUGACAAGACAAAGGCCUUUUUGAAAUACACAGGAGAAGUGACCUGGAUACCUCCAGCUAUUUUUAAAAGUUCAUGUAAAAUAGAUGUGACCUACUUUCCAUUUGACUAUCAAAACUGCACCAUGAAGUUUGGUUCCUGGUCUUAUGAUAAAGUUAAAAUUGACUUAGUUUUAAUUGGCUCUACAAUGAACCUCCAAGACUACUGGGAGAGUGGAGAAUGGGUUAUUAUUAAAGCUCCUGGAUAUAAACAUGACAUUAAGUACAACUGUUGUGAAGAGGUAUAUCCAGAUAUCACUUAUUCUCUUUAUAUUAGGCGCCUGCCUUUAUUUUAUACUAUCAACAUGAUUAUCCCAUGUCUGUUGAUUUCUUUCUUAACUGUUUUGGUGUUCUACUUGCCUUCAGACUGUGGUGAGAAGGUGACACUAUGCAUAUCAGUCCUUUUAUCCUUAACUGUAUUUCUCCUAGUGAUCACAGAGACCAUCCCCUCUACCUCUUUGGUGAUCCCACUUAUUGGAGAAUACCUCCUCUUCACCAUGAUAUUUGUAACUCUUUCCAUUGUCAUUACUGUGUUUGUACUUAAUGUGCAUUAUAGAACACCCAAGACACACACAAUGCCUGAGUGGGUGAAGACCAUUUUCUUGAACUUACUUCCCAAGAUCAUGUUUAUGACCAGGCCUGCCCGCGAUAGAGAGAAGAAUCAGAAGCCAAAGCCACUUUACAGUGCUGAGCUCUCAGACUUAAAUUGCUUCAGCAGCUCUGAAACCAAAUGCUGCAAAGAUGGCUUCAUAUGUCAAGAUAUAACAUGCAGCUGUUGUUGGUGUCAACGAAUAAAGUUUUCUGACUUCAGUGGCAAUCUUACAAGGAGUACAAGCUAUGAAUCGGUAGAUGCUCCACUUUCGUUUUCAGUUUUGUCACCAGAAAUGAGAGAUGCAAUUGAAAGUGUCAAAUACAUUGCAGAGAAUAUGAAAAUGCAGAAUGAAGCCAAAGAGAUUCAGGAUGAUUGGAAGUAUGUUGCCAUGGUAAUUGAUCGCAUUUUUCUGUGGGUUUUUAUUCUGGUAUGUAUUCUAGGAACAGCAGGAUUGUUUUUACAACCAUUGAUGGCUGGAGAUGAAAUGUAGGAAUUCAAAAUACUCUGUUGUAAAAGAAAGUUGUUUGCUGACCAAACAUUUUAUGCUCUUUUUUGUUACUUUAGCUGCUUCUGUAUAUACUGCUUUAUGAGUAGGAUAAAAGAUGUCUGUAGACUCA
Messenger RNA from Caretta caretta (loggerhead turtle), 1866 nucleotides. RefSeq names its product cholinergic receptor nicotinic alpha 3 subunit (gene CHRNA3). Gene Ontology annotation, molecular function: transmembrane signaling receptor activity; acetylcholine-gated monoatomic cation-selective channel activity. Lineage: Eukaryota; Metazoa; Chordata; Testudines; Cheloniidae. Gene Ontology annotation, cellular component: postsynaptic membrane. The record is from RefSeq and is a predicted model, not a curated record. Gene Ontology annotation, biological process: monoatomic ion transmembrane transport.